AGCUGGGAGGGCUGAGGUGCCCUCCUACCUGUCUAACCUGAGCCAGGUACUUUUCGGUCCCCCUUACUCUUCAGGUACCGUCUCCCCAUUCCUUAGUCCCUGGGUUCCCUUGUAGGCGCACAUCCCCCCUACAUCCCCCACCUGCCCACUCCUCCCAGCCCCGCCUCCUGCCCUGUGGCUCAAGUGUCCCCAGUUGCAGUCUCCUCCCUGCCUGGUCCUUAAAACCCCGCCUGCAGCGGGAGCCCGCAGUCUUCCCAGGGGCUCCCACACGGGAACCUCGCCUGCGCCAGGCCAGCCAGGAGGGACUCGGCUCUGCAAUCCCAAGGCAGGUCUGGAGGGUCGAGGGGCCAGCUCAGCCAGACAGACGUGACUGCGGGUGGCGGGAGCAGCAGCCCACGGGACAUACGUUGAGCAGGAACCCGAGACUGGUCAGAGGCAUCCGUGAGAGGCACAGCGUGGAGGUACAGGUUCGAGGCCCACAGAUGUGAGGACACCACAGCGCCCCCUCCAGCUGGGCACCAAGGCCCCACCUAGGACUCUGACCCACCAGGCUGCCCGGGCCGAGAAGACCUAGCUAAGGGACAAAUGGCUUCAGCUGGCCUUGAACUCCUGGGCAUGACCCUGGCCGUGCUGGGCUGGUUGGGGACGCUGGUGUCCUGUGCCCUGCCACUGUGGAAGGUGACCGCCUUCAUCGGCAACAGCAUCGUGGUGGCCCAGGUGGUGUGGGAGGGUCUGUGGAUGUCCUGCGUGGUGCAGAGCACCGGCCAGAUGCAGUGCAAGGUGUACGACUCGCUGUUGGCGCUGCCGCAGGACCUGCAGGCGGCCCGCGCCCUGUGCAUCGUGGCCCUGCUGCUGGCCCUGCUCGGCCUGCUGCUGGCCAUCACAGGAGCCCAGUGCACCACGUGCGUGGAGGACGAGGGCGCCAAGGCCCGCAUCGUGCUCACGGCAGGCGCCGUCCUCCUCCUGGCCGGCACCCUGGUGCUCAUCCCGGUCUGCUGGACGGCCCACGCCAUCAUCCAGGACUUCUACAACCCGCUGGUGGCUGAGGCCCUCAAGCGGGAGCUGGGGGCCUCCCUGUACCUGGGCUGGGCAGCAGCCGCGUUGCUUAUGCUGGGUGGGGGGCUACUGUGCUGCACAUGCCCCCCACCCUUGGUGGAGCGACCCCGCGGCCCCAGGCUGGGCUACUCCAUCCCCUCCCGCUCGGGCGCAUCUGGGCUGGACAAGAGGGACUACGUGUGAGGAACCUGGAGCCUCGGCACUGGCUCAGGUGCCCAGGCGGCCCUUGCUCCUGGGCUGGCCUCAGCCAACCCAGUGGCCCAUCCUCAGCGGCCGGGCCUGCCUCAUAUUCUCUUCCCACCAGACAGGCCCAAGCUGUGGGACCACCUGGCUUCCCCCUGCCUCCCCCACAGGUUGCAUUCUCCUGCUCAAAAGGACACUGACUGGCCCUCUAUGGCUCUGGCCUUCCCUGCCCCAGGAACAUGGGCUCCACAAAGGGCCUGAAGCUCCCUGGCUUCAAAACAAGGACAGAAGAAACCAUGCCCUCUGCUUGGUCCUUGGAGCAGUUCCCCUCCCGGCACAUCCCCUCUGCCUCACCCCAGUCAGAAUAAAAGCAUCUGU
This is a messenger RNA of Tupaia belangeri chinensis (Chinese tree shrew), 1617 nucleotides long. It is a transcript of the gene CLDN9, whose product is annotated as claudin 9. NCBI's taxonomy places the organism in Eukaryota, Metazoa, Chordata, Mammalia, Scandentia, Tupaiidae. The transcript has a single exon. The record is from RefSeq and is a predicted model, not a curated record. Gene Ontology annotation, cellular component: membrane; bicellular tight junction. Gene Ontology annotation, molecular function: structural molecule activity. The coding region runs from base 586 to 1239 and encodes 217 amino acids.